Lucilia sericata (common green bottle fly) is the source of this 744-nucleotide messenger RNA. Its product is annotated as D(2)-like dopamine receptor. Lineage: Eukaryota; Metazoa; Arthropoda; Insecta; Diptera; Calliphoridae. The record is from RefSeq and is a predicted model, not a curated record. The annotation marks the transcript as partial. The transcript is spliced from 2 exons. Gene Ontology annotation, cellular component: membrane; dendrite. Gene Ontology annotation, biological process: G protein-coupled receptor signaling pathway, coupled to cyclic nucleotide second messenger; serotonin receptor signaling pathway; chemical synaptic transmission. Gene Ontology annotation, molecular function: neurotransmitter receptor activity; G protein-coupled serotonin receptor activity; serotonin binding.
CCAUCCAAAUAGAAGUUCCUCAGUGCGUAAUAACAGAAGCAACAAUCUAACACAAUUAAGUUUUACCAGCAGCAGCAACAACAAAAUUAACAACAACAACAGCAGUAGUAACAACAAACGUAACAAAAACUCAUUGUCUAUGCAACCAUUACGUUUUUCGUUACGCCGCAAUGGUCGUUCCGAUGAUAGAGUUGGACGUGAUGUUGGCAUAGCCACGCUUACUGGCAACAGUAAUAUGGGAAAUUGUUCUCCAGCUGGAUUAACGGAUGGUCAUCAUUCGGGAUAUCAGCAUCAACAUCAACAUCAUCAUCAUUUGCACUAUAGUACGACCUGUGAACAAAGUACUCAAACACCAAAUUCGAUUAGUCGCGAAACGCGUAGAAACCGCAAAUUAAAAGUGUUAAGAUUUAAUUUUAAUAAAGUGGCAACGCCAACAUUGAAUUUGCGUUUCCUGAAUAAUCGCAAUAAACGCAAUAACCUUUCCGCCAACGCUGUUGCCACCGAACAAAAGGCAACCAAAGUAUUGGGUUUAGUCUUCUUUACAUUCGUUCUGUGCUGGUCACCGUUUUUUAUACUCAACAUUAUAUUCGCCGCCUGUCCGGAAUGCGAAGUACCAGAACAUGUUGUUAAUACUUGCCUGUGGUUGGGUUAUGUUUCCUCCACCAUAAAUCCAAUCAUUUAUACAAUAUUUAAUCGGACAUUUCGUGCUGCAUUCAUACGUUUGCUCAAGUGUAAUUGCGAAAG